AUGUAUCUUCGUGAGGUGCAUGCAGAAACAGACAUCAAUCGGCUCCAGGAUUUUGUUAAAGACAACCCCCUUGGCAUUUUGACAACAGCAAUAAAGUCUACAACAUAUCCUCUAAUCCAAGCAAGCCACAUUCCAUUUAUUCUCGAAGUUUCAGAUCGACACGAAGCAACUGCGAACGGCAAUGAAGGUUCUGAUACUGGUCUGAUAUACGGAGUCCUACGCGGUCAUAUUGCUAAGCAGAAUCCGCAAGCAAAGGCUCUCAUGGACGCCCUCGCUGCCACUCAGAAUGAGCAUCAUGAUCCACAGAUCAAAGAACUCCCGGAAGAAGUCCUGGUGCUAUUUAACGGGCCAGCCCAUCACUAUGUUACUCCUAAAUUCUAUGUCGAAACUAAGCCUGCCACAGGCAAAGUCGUUCCGACGUGGAACUAUUCCGCUGUCCAGGCCUAUGGGAAGAUACGAGUCUAUUGUGACUCAAAGUCAGAUGAGACAUCGUCUUUUCUACAGCGGCAACUCGAGGAUCUAAGCCAACAUGCCGAAACGUCGAUUAUGGGACACACAGGCGGAGAUAGACCUUCGCCAUGGGCCGUUUCCGACGCUCCUGUUUCGUACGUUAAUUUGUUGAAGAAGAAUAUCAUUGGCAUCGAAAUUUGCAUUCAUCGAUUGGAAGGCAAAUUCAAAAUGAAUCAAGACAAAGGCAACGGUGAUAGAGAGGGAGUUAUUCAAGGAUUCAAGGAUCUCAAAAGCGAUGUAGGGGACAACAUAGCGCGAACCGUGAAGGAGCGUGGUGACUUGAAAGAUUUGAAGGAUAAAAGAGCCUGA
Molecule: messenger RNA, 819 nt
Organism: Talaromyces atroroseus
Lineage: Eukaryota; Fungi; Ascomycota; Eurotiomycetes; Eurotiales; Trichocomaceae
Exons: 1
Coding region: 1-819 (272 amino acids)
Source: RefSeq, a predicted model, not a curated record